Molecule: messenger RNA, 2851 nt
Organism: Spinacia oleracea (spinach)
Lineage: Eukaryota; Viridiplantae; Streptophyta; Magnoliopsida; Caryophyllales; Amaranthaceae
Product: probable linoleate 9S-lipoxygenase 5
Exons: 9
Coding region: 64-2607 (847 amino acids)
Biological process (GO): lipid oxidation
Molecular function (GO): protein binding; metal ion binding; oxidoreductase activity, acting on single donors with incorporation of molecular oxygen, incorporation of two atoms of oxygen
Source: RefSeq, a predicted model, not a curated record
UUUCAUCAACUUAUUAUUAUCAUACUUUACUUGAUUUCGAAAAUUAUAACUACGACGACAAUAAUGAAGGGAACAGUUGUGUUAAGGAAGAAGAACAAUGUAUUCGGUUCCAAACACGUCGGUUCAUCGAUCCUAGAUGGUUUACAUGAUUUCUUAGGGAAGAAGAUUUCUUUUCAGCUUGUUAGUGCUGAAAAUGCUGCUCCAGCCAACAACUUGAAAGGGAAACUUGGAAAACCUUCCUAUUUGGAUGACUGGCACACAACAGCAGCUGGCUUGGCAAUUGAGGAUGCUAAAUUUGACGUGACAUUUAAGUGGGACGAGAAACUCGGUGUUCCUGGUGCACUGAUUGUAAAAAACGAGCACCACAGCGAAUUUUUCCUCAAAUCUGUGACUAUACAAGAUGUUCCUAAUCAUGGAGAAGUUCACUUUAUUUGCAACUCUUGGGUUUAUCCAACUGAUCUUUACAAGAAGGAUCGCAUAUUCUUCACCAAUAAGACAUACCUCCCUCAUCAAACGCCUGCAUUACUAAACAAAUACCGAGAAGAAGAGCUAGAGAUUUUGAGAGGAAAAGGAAAAGAAGAUGUUAUGCUGAAGGAGCAUGACCGUGUUUAUGACUACGCAUAUUACAAUGAUCUAGGAAAUUCAGAAAGAGGUCCGGAAUAUGCCCGGCCUGUUUUUGGAGGAUCUGCUGAAUAUCCUUAUCCUCGUAGAGGUCGAACAACCCGUCCUCCUUUGAAGACAGAUCCUUUCACUGAAAGCAGGCUGCCGAUAACCAAAGGUCUAGGGAUCUAUGUUCCAAGAGACGAACAAUUCGGGCUCCUCAAGAUGGCUGAUUUUCUGGGUGAUUCAGUGAAGUCUCUAUCACAGACCGGUGUUGGUUUGGUUGGGGCGGUGGUUGACAAGACACCAAAGGAGUUUGACAGUUUCCAAGACGUGAUGAAAAUGUUUGAAGGAGGAAUCAGGCUGCCACAGAGUCAAAUUAUAAAUCAAUUAAGGGAAAGCAUCCCCUCGGAAUUUCUGAAAACUGUUUUUCGAAGUGAUGGUGCACCAAUUCUGAAAUUUCCAAUGCCUGAUUUAAUUAAAGAGGAUAAGUCAGCUUGGAGGACUGAUGUAGAAUUUGCAAGGGAGAUGGUGGCUGGAAUACAUCCUCUUGCCAUUCGUCGCUUGGAGGAAUUUCCCCCAGUUAGCACUCUUGAUCCUGAAGCAUAUGGAAACCAAAGAAGCUCAAUCACCGAGGACCAUAUUAGAGAAAAACUAGAUGCGCUUACUGUAGACGAGGCAAUCAAGAGUAAUAGGCUAUUCAUACUAGACCACCAUGAUACAAUGAUGCCAUUUAUAAGGAAAAUCAACACAAACACUCCUUCAAAGGUUUAUGCCACCAGGACAAUCCUCUUUUUAAAAAAUGAUGGUACAUUGACGCCAUUGGCGAUUGAGUUAAGCCUACCACAUCCAGACGGAGAUGAAUUUGGUGCUAUUAGCGAAGUAUACAGACCAGCUGAAGACGGUGUUGAAAGCUCUCUUUGGCAGUUGGCUAAAGCUUAUGUGGCUGUUUCUGACUCGGGUUACCAUCAGCUGAUCAGCCACUGGUUACACACACAUGCAGUCAUGGAACCAUUCGUAAUAGCAACCCAUAGACAGAUGAGUGUGCUUCACCCAGUUUACAAACUUCUGCAUCCUCACUAUCGUGAUACAAUGAACAUAAAUUCCAUAGCACGGCAGACUGCUCUUAAUCCUAAGGGGUUGUUUGAAGAAGCUGUCUUUCCCAGAACGUAUGCUGUGGAGUGGACAUCCAAACUGUACAAAAACUGGGUUUUCACGGAGCAUGCUCUUCCAAGUGACCUUAUCAAGAGAGGAAUGGCGGUGAAGGACUCGGAAAGCCCUCAUGGAUAUAAGCUACUGAUAGAGGACUACCCAUAUGCUGUUGAUGGGCUAGAAAUUUGGUCUGCGAUUGAGACUUGGGUCAGAGAAUAUUGCUCAUUUUACUAUAAAUCUGAUGAAAUGGUUGCUAGUGACCCUGAAUUACAAUCAUGGUGGAAGGAACUCAGAGAAGUUGGCCAUGGUGACAAGAAGGACGAGAAGUGGUGGCCAAGCAUGCAGACUUUUGAGGAACUAACAGAAACAUGCACAACUAUUAUAUGGGUGGCUUCUGCACUACAUGCAGCACUCAAUUUCGGACAGUACCCUUAUGCGGGCUACGUACCCAACAGGCCAACAAUAAGCCGUCGGUUUAUGCCAAAGCCGAAUUCUCCAGAGUAUGAAGAGCUUAAGACUAAUCCAGACCUUUUAUUCUUGAAGACAAUAACAAGCCAGGUUCAAUCACUGAUUGGUGUGGCUCUAAUUGAACUUCUAUCUAGGCAUUCUUCUGAUGAAGUUUAUCUUGGAAAACGAGACGACAUCCCUGAAUGGACUUCAGACCCUAUACCAUUAGAAGCAUUCAAGAAAUUUGGACAGAAGUUAGAGGAGAUUGAAGAUAAGAUUGUUGAAAGGAACAAUGAUGGAAGCUUGAAGAAUCGGGUUGGUCCGGCUAAUCUUCCCUACACUCUACUUUACCCUUCAAGUGGGGUGGGAAUAACUGGUAGAGGAAUACCUAACAGCAUUUCAACCUGAAACUCUCUUCUGCCUCGAGUAUCUUGCUCGAAGCAAUGGGAUUGAACUCAGGUUGUUUCGAGUGUGGAAGCACCUUGCCCUGUCAAGCAGAGCAACCGUUAGCUAACCUCGGGGUUAUAUACAUGCAUAGUUGCAUACAUACCAAUUUGUGAUAUUUGUAAAUUGUCCAACAGAUAUUUAUAAUUGUAGAUGAAAUUGUGGGCCGGCCUGUAAUAAAUUCUCGUGAGGCCUUUGCAUUCUUUAA